GUAACCCCGGAGCACGCGCCAACUGGCUCCGGAGCCGGGUGCGAGGAGGACCGGGGGUAUCUUGUUAGGAAGGAAAUAACAUCUCAGUGCGAUUUCACAUCUCUGAAGUGCCUGGCUCUCGUCUCCUCUCUGCUGCAUGUAAGUGACCUGGUCCAUGAGCAGUGAAGGAAUUCACGGUGCCAUGACUGAGGAGCAAGAGAACUCAUGUGAAAUAAGGAGGAGGAGGCUUCGGGACUAGGGGUGUCCUCUCGGUUUACAGACAUUUGACCGGAGGCCUCUCCAGAGCAGCGGGACGGAGAGGAGUUGCAGAACAGAGCCGAUUUUCCAAGCCGCAGAAAAUGUUCAAGUCCCAGAUCUCGUUUGAGGAUGUGGCUGUGGACUUCACCUCGGAGGAGUGGCAGCUCCUUAAUCCUACUCAAAAGAGCUUGUACAGAGACGUGAUGUUGGAGAACUACAGCAAUCUGGUUUUCUUGGGUUAUCAAAUUAUCAGACCUGAUGCGGUUUUCAAGCCAGAGCCGGAAGAGCCGUGGGUCAUAGAAGCAGCCCCGCGUCGGACCUCGGCAGAAGAAGUCUGGCUAGAUAACAGUCUCAAAAUGUGGCACCAGGAUAAUCAAGACAAGCUUAGAAGUGUGGAGAGAGGCCAUGAAUAUGAUGUUUUUAGGAAAAUAUUUCAUUCAAGCAUUAACUUUGUUCAUUUAGCAAUGAGACCCCAUAAACGUGGCUCAGGUGAAAAAAGUUUGAAACAUCCUUUUGAGUUUCUUAUUCCAAAAAAUAACCGUGGAAGAAAGAAACCUGAUGAGCUCAAUAAGAAAUAUUUAUUGUAUAUCAAAGCUGAUAGAACCCAUGGUGGAGAGCCAUACUGUGAUUGCAGUAAAUGUAGGAAGGCUAGCAGGACAGGGUCAUGGCCCCGUGCAAACCGCAGAACACACACAGGAGUCCACUUGUGCGUGGACUGCGGCAACGUUUUCAGUAAGAAGUCACAGCUCAUCGUCCACCAGCGGACGCACACGGGAGAGAAGCCCUACGGCUGCAGCAAUUGCGGGAAAGCCUUCUCCCAGAAGUCCUUGCUCACUAUUCAUCAGAGGACGCAUUCAGGAGAAAAACCAUAUGGGUGUGGAGAAUGCCAGAAAGCUUUCAGUAGGAAGUCCCUGCUCAUUUUACACCAGAGGACGCACACGGGAGAAAAGCCCUAUGGCUGCAGCGACUGCGGGAAGGCCUUCAGCAGGAAGUCGCAGCUCAAGAGACAUCAGAGAACCCACACGGUGGAGAAGCCCUAUGGCUGCAGCGACUGCGGGAAGGCCUUCUCCCAGAAGUUAAAGCUCAUUACCCACCAGAGAACUCACACCGGGGAGAAGCCCUAUAACUGCAGUGAUUGUGGGAAAGCCUUCUUCUGGAAGUCACAGCUGAUUACACAUCAGAGGACUCACACAGGGAAGAAACCGUAUGCCUGUACUGAGUGCACAAAAGCCUUCAGCAGGAACUCACUACUCAUCAGGCAUCAGAGGAUCCACACGGGGGAGAAGCCCUACGAGUGUGGCGAAUGUGGCGAAGCCUUCAUCAGAAAACCACAGCUCAUCAAGCACCAACUGACGCACACGGGAGAGAAGAACUAUCAGUGCGGUGACUGUGAGGAGGCGUUCUUUAAGAAGUCAGAGCUACUCCGCCAUCAGAAGACUCACUUGGGGGAGAAACCCUAUGGAUGUGUCGAAUGUGGAAAAACCUUCUUUGGGAAGUCCCAGCUCCUAACACAUCAGAGAACUCACACUGGCGAGAAGCCGUAUGAAUGCGGUGAGUGCGGGAAGGCCUUCACCCAGAAGUCCAGCCUGAUUUCACACCAGAGGACGCACACAGGGGAGAAGCCCUAUGAGUGCACAGAGUGUGGGAAGACCUUCAGUGAGAAGUCAAGCCUCAUUCAUCACCAGAGAACCCAUACUGGAGAGAAACCCUUCGAAUGUAGUGAGUGUAGGAAAGCUUUUGCCUGGAAGCCACAGCUUCUUAGGCAUCAGAGAAUUCAUACAGGGGAAAAACCUUAUGAAUGCAGUGAAUGUGGGAAAGCCUUUGUUCAGAAAGUGCAGCUCAUUAAGCAUCAGAGAAAUCACACAGGAGAGAAAACCUACGGGUGCAGUGAGUGUGCAAAAGCCUUCUUUGAGAAGGCACAGCUCAUUAUCCAUCAGAGAAUUCACACAGGGGAGAGACCCUAUCAAUGUGGUGAAUGUGGGAAGUCUUUCACUAGAAAGUCUCACCUUAUGAGGCAUCAGCGAAUUCACACGGGAGACAAAUAUGCUGGGUGUGGUGAGUGUGGGACCGCCUUCAGCAGGAAGUCACAGCUCAUGCUUCACCAGAGGACUCACAUACUCUAGAAACAGCGUUAUGCCGUGAAUGUGGGAAAUCUGGCGUCUGAUGUCGCCUUUUGAUGUGUCCAAGGACACACACGCAGGAGCAACCCUGUCAGUGCCCUGGGAAGGCAGGUCUCACCCAAUUCAGAGAGGGAAUUUGUUUAAGUAGACAGUGUAAGGGAGCCUUCUCCCAGAACACACAGCUUAUCACCCAUUGAUGACUUAACGUGGAAGUCUUAGCAGUAUCGUGUAGCAGACCUUGUAGUCAGAAGUGACAGCUCGUUGUUAGAGGACCUACACUCGAGGGGAAACUGGACUGCUGUAAAAACCAAGCAAGAGGUUUCAUCAAGAAAGGAUAACUCACAGUACACUAGAGGGUAUAUACACAAAGGAAAUGCUGAAUCGCCUGAGCUGGAGAUUUCCGUGUGGGGGAGAGGGCCUAAUGGGAAGAAUUUUGAUAAGUGUGAUCCUAUUGAAAGAAUCCUAUAACGUUGUGUUUGUUGUAUAUAAGUUAUUAUGGAAAUGGUUAUUUUAAAAUGGUAGAUGUGUUUUAAGUAUGAAAACUUCUGCUUUCUGCUGUGUUGGUACGGCAAGAACCAGAUUGACUCCCCUGCCUUCAGCAGUUAGAGACUGUAAAAUGUAUGUGAAAGAAUGGUUGAGAGACCUAUGGCAAGCAGGUGUCUGUGAUCCCCGGCAGAAGGCGGACAGAGUGAGGUGCGCUCCCAGGCUGCCGUUCGGGGAAGGGAACACAUGCGGUCUUGUCGAAGAGAGCUGCUGACUUGGCCUUUGGAGAGGCCACAGUAGCUAGAAUUUAUAGGGAGAGGAGAGGAGAGAGCUUUCUAGAGAGAGGGCUGCAGACACCUACAAGGAGUCCCCUUGAGUCUUUUGGCUUAGCGCUGAUUGGCAUGUGUGUGAAAGGAAAAGUCGUGCUGGAAAGCAGGAGGCUGAACAGGUCCCAGAAAUCAGUGCCAGGCUGGGAGUAAAGUUCCCGCCAGCUAGAGUGGAAACAACUUUGAACACGUGGGGCAUCAGGUAGGGUUCCCAGAAGACUAUGAUCUUGUGAAGGAACUAACCCUAGAUUCAGAGCUGCUCUGGACCCACGAUGUCUGGUAUCCAGAAACUUCCUGAUGCGCAAAGAAACUAUGAGAAUACGACUUGUAGCCAGGACAAAAAUGAGCCCAUAGAAGAGACAUAGAAGAGACUGAAGCAGUUGGCAUUGGAUAAGGGUGUUUGACUAGCUUUUAUGAAUAUAGAGGAAAACAUGAACAUGACAAGACCUGAAGUGGAAGGUGUAUUUUCAAAACCCCAAGUGGAACUUCUCAGGAUGAAAACAGUGGUAAUCUGAAAAUUAAAAACAAAUAACAAACAAACAAAAAACCCCCACACCAACACCAAAAAACCCAACUCUGGAUGGAAUUAAGAACAGAUGAGACACAGAAGAAGAAAAAUCGAUGAAUUUAAGUAAGAAUAAAAAAAACUAACUGUCCAACUGAUGUACAGAGGUAAAAAGCCUGGGAGAAAAGAGAGGAGGGGUCCAUUGUAGUGGGAGCAGGGUCCUAGCAGGAGAGGAGGGGCUGGGGAAGAGAAGUAACAAGGGAGCUGAGUAAGUGACAGCUGAAAUUGUUACCCAUGGGAUGAAAAGUGUCACUGCACAUAUUCAAGGAGUUCAAAGGACCCCAAACAAGACGCACAAAAAACCCUGUUAACGGACAUCAUAGUCAGAUGGAAGAAGAACAGUUACAAAGCACCUCGGGAGAGACAGGGCGCGCUCACAGAACAGAGUACAACGGCUCGUGGGCAGAGGCUGCUCGGGCUGCGGGGCAAUGGAGUGAGUGACGACUUUGGAUUACUGAGGGAAAAAUAAAGCCCCCGCACCCUGGUAUUUGUCUGUUACCCAUCAAGAAGACCUCAAAAAUGAAAGCAAAAAAAGAGGCUUUUUCAGGAGAACAAAAUUAGAGAAUUUAUUAGCUGUAGGCUUUCCUCCAGGAAAAUUUAAGUAAGUCUGGGGGCCACAGGAAAGGAAUGCUGGCUGGAAAUGUGGAUCUACAGGAAGAAACGAAGAGUUCUGGGAGUGCUGAAUAUGUGGUAAAUAUAAUAGAUUUUUUUUCUCGUUUUAAAAUGUUUUAAAAGGGUAAUCCAUUGUUUAAAGCCAAAUAGUGACAGUGUGUUGUGGGUUAUGAUCUAUUUAGAAAUAUAUGACAAAAACAACACUUUGGAUGAAGUUUCCAAAGUAGUUGAAUUGACUACAUCCUCCGAGUCCGAAGCCUGCUUCCCCAGGGCUCAGGGUGACUUGGAUCCGUAGCAGCUGCGCACGAGUGGCCCAUGUGAUGGACCGGCAUGUGUGCCGGCGCAUCCCCGCCCUCCUCUCUCUGCUCUGCACCCCAGGGGCUGUCCCUCUAGGGUUCCUACUGAAGUGUGAACGGGGGAGAUGCUAGAUCGCCCGUGGGAGGAGAGAGGCUGGACCAUUCAUUCCCCCCACCGCCUCCCUUUCCUGGACCUUGGUUUUGGCAGAGUCUGUUGCUGUAUGGCCCGGCUCCUGCGGGGCGGCCCUCCUUUGGGGCUGUAGACUCUCCCUUCUCCGCUCCCACCUCCCUCUCCUUGCCCUUCACGUGCCUCACCAUCCCUGGCGGGCGUCCUUACUUCUGAACUCGUUAUCUGUGAAUAGUCGCUCAGUUAAAUGGGCUUGAGUUAAAAUUUGGAGUGCACCAGUUGUUUUCUGUGCCGUGUUAAGGUUGAGCACUUAACAGCGUUUUGAGUGCCAGUUACUGGUGCGUGUGCCUCACAGGGCACAGACUGACAUCUGUCAAGAUUCCCCACACGAAAUGUCAGUGUUUUCUCUCUCUUUUUUUAAACCAUUCCACAGAAAUUAUAACAAGUAACAAAGUGUUUUGUGUUUUGUGUUUUGUUUUGCUGCAAAUGCCCAUGGCUGCACGGAUUGCCAUCUGCUACGUGUCCAGUGGUCUCGCACUUAGUACUAACCCUUCUUCAGCAAUAGAAGCCAAAACACUUAUGAAGUCUUAGAGCUACCUCUGGAUUAGCCAAGCAAUUUACAGAAACACAUUGGCGUUUAUGUUCAAUAUGUAUGGACAAGAAAAAAGGAUAACCAGGACCUGAGUGAGGUGGAAAGGAAUGGUGCCUCACAGAUCCCAGUAUCUCCUUUAGAAACACUGCUGGGCAUACCCUCAUUCCAUAUUCUGCUGCUUCUCUGUAUAAUUCAUGUAAUCUGUAACCCAUGGACAAGAUUUCCAUGCCAGUAAGAAUUGCCACAGAGGGUCUCUAAAGGCUCCACACCAGGGCCCAUCACCAGCACGACAGUCUGGGGAAGUCAGAGUCAGGUUGAAGUGGGCUGCCUUCGAGCCUGGACGCGGCAGCCCCGUCCGUUGUCACUUGUCAGAUACCUCUUAGGAAGUUCACCUUUCUUCACCCUCUCUCACCUGGCCCUCUUCUCUUGGUACCUGGGCGGCUUUUGAAGGGAAAUAAUUGCCCUUAGGCUACACAGCUGCAUUUUCUCUCCGGGUGCGCUUGCGUUUCGGUGUGCAUUUUGAACUUUUCAUGCAGGUCUUCCGUUUUGUGUAACCCUGAAAGACGCCAUUCACAAUGUAACCUGUGCCAAUAAACUUGUGUAUUUCUCUGGU
Molecule: messenger RNA, 5971 nt
Organism: Enhydra lutris kenyoni (northern sea otter)
Lineage: Eukaryota; Metazoa; Chordata; Mammalia; Carnivora; Mustelidae
Product: zinc finger protein 84
Exons: 6
Coding region: 339-2360 (673 amino acids)
Biological process (GO): regulation of transcription by RNA polymerase II
Cellular component (GO): nucleus
Molecular function (GO): DNA-binding transcription factor activity, RNA polymerase II-specific; RNA polymerase II cis-regulatory region sequence-specific DNA binding
Source: RefSeq, a predicted model, not a curated record